This is a messenger RNA of Amphimedon queenslandica, 1425 nucleotides long. RefSeq lists its product as uncharacterized. Gene Ontology annotation, biological process: DNA recombination; DNA integration. The transcript has 2 exons. Gene Ontology annotation, molecular function: DNA binding. NCBI's taxonomy places the organism in Eukaryota, Metazoa, Porifera, Demospongiae, Haplosclerida, Niphatidae. The coding region runs from base 104 to 1030 and encodes 308 amino acids. The record is from RefSeq and is a predicted model, not a curated record.
UUUCCUCAUAUUAGUGGUCCUAAGCUCGGGAGCCUGGGUGGAGCUUGAUGCAAUCGAUGAUCCUCGGCUACAGAAGCUAGUAGAGAAUCUGAAGUUGACUGUCAUGGGGUCCAGAGCGAGUAGUACAGUCACAAAGUACACCAGAGCGUUUUUGAAGUGGCAACGGUGGACCGAGACCAUGGAUGAUGUGAAGGUUUUUCCAGUCAACCCACUCCAUUUUGCAUUAUAUCUACAACAUGUUGGUGAGCAGUCACAAUCGAAAGCUGCAGUGGAAGAAGCAACUAAUGCGGUAUCAUGGAUUUGCCAAACUGCGGGUCUCGAUCCAAUAGCACAAGACCCCUUCAUUAAGAUGACCUUAGCAGGCCUCCAGAGGAAUCUAGCUAAGCCCAAGACAAAGAAAGAACCAGUGACCCCUGAAAUGUUACGGGAGAUGAUAGAGUCAUUGGGUCUUAGACCAUCAUUAUCGGAAGUGCGGACUGUGGCGAUAGCGGUUACUGCUUUCCAUGGUUUCUUUCGGUUCGAUGAAGUGGUGAGGAUUAGAUGUUGUGAUGUGAAGUUUGGAGUGGACCAUAUGGCAAUUAAGGUGCUGUCCAGCAAGACGGAUCAAUAUCGCCAAGGUGAUGAAGUCGUGAUAGCUCGAGCGGAUUCCCCUCAUACAUGUCCAGUUGCUAGGUUGGAGCAAUACUAUAGUAUGGCAGGGAUUAAUCACUUCAGCACUGAACGCCUAUUCCGGGCUAUUGUAAAGACAAAAGAAGGGGAGAAACUACGUACUUCGGGGUCAAUCAGCUACACCCGAGUGAGGGAAAUUUUGUUGGAGAAAUUGCGUUCCUUGGGGUAUGAGCCAUCGGAGUUUGGAACACACAAUUUCCGAGCCGGAGGAGCUACUACAGCAGCUAAUCAAGGUGUUCCCGACCGGUUGUUCAAGAGGCAUGGCCGAUGGAAAUCUGAGACAGCUAAAGACGGGUACAUUAAAGACAGCCUUGAGGCCAGACUGGAAGUUUCUAAAAAAUUACAUACAAAUAUGAGUUAGGGGAUAGCUGAAUGCUGUAUACAAGAAAAAGAGCUACAGUCUACAAGGAUAUACUGUCUAAACUAUAAUUGUUAUUAUUAAUGUUUUUUUUGUUGUGUACUUUUCUCAGUUAAUUUAUAGGUCAAGUUUCUGUGUUGUGUUGAUGUUUGUUGUUCUUAGAGCCAGAGGAUGUGGUCAAGGUUUUUUCCACCUCAUGUAUAAAAAAAAAAAAAAAAAAAAAAAAAAAAAAAAAGCAUGAGGUGGGUUUUUUCCUGGGGUUGCUUUGGGACCAAGCGCCUCAAAUUAUACAAGCUCCGACCGGGUCCCCUUCCUCCUGACUCUUAUGUAUUCGAUUACUGUGUUAUUACUGUUGAUUUUAAAAUGAUUCAAAGGCCUGCACUGGCCGCCGACCUCAA